AUGCACUGCAGUCGAUCUGAAAUCCACGCUCAGUAUCUUCGAAAUAAGUACAAGGGUCUUAGCGCUGCAACAUUGAAUAUGUCCUACUAUUUUGCCAAUGCGACCAACUCAUUUAGCACCCCAACGAUAUCCCUGGGCAGUCCAACUCAAGUAUACGAAGCAGUCAAUCGUUAUAUGAAACCAUUUCUGCAACAAAGAAAGUUGGACAACCCACUACCCUUGUCUUGGAUCUUACCACGAGCAGCAGAUGGCGUUCGACUAGCGAAAGUUCAGCAUGAUAAUUUCCACCUGUACGAUGGCGACUCGUGCGAAAUCACCAUUGAUGAUGACACGCUUGAGGCGAUCAGAAAGAUGAGAACAAGCCUGAACAAGGUUAAAAUUCGCCUUCCAAAUCAAGAUGCACCUGAAACUUGUCAUUCCGUACGUAUAUAUAAACAAAGCGGCGACGACCCGACGAUUUCACAACAUACGUUUGCCACGAGGCACAUUGGCAUAGAAUCUCUAAGGGCUGCACGUCAAAUGGUUUCUGAGGCUCGAAGCAUCUACGUGGAAGUCGAUCGCGAUGCAUCGCUUGCAUCAUCUUCUGCUCCUAUGGAUGUCCACGGUCGGCGUUUGACGGACGUCUGGCUUGGAUAUGGCGACGGCGACGGCAGAGAGAGGAGAGAAGCACUGUCCCGCAAGUUGGCUUUAGAAGGGUAUACAAUGUCUUUCUACACGACAGGUAUUGAUAAGCGGAUCGACGACGCAAUGAGAAGUGCCAAACGCGAAAAAAGAGGUAUGUUUAAUCUGCCCGAAGAGCUGUUCUGUUAUCCAUUUCGCCCGUGGGAACUUCGUCAAGGCCUAAAAAAAAACCCUGACAUGUACAAAGAGUUCCGUCCCAUCCUUAACGUACCGGCAGACCCAGCAGUUUCGUGGAAGCCUAAACAGCGCGCACCACCAGUCGAAGCCGAUGACGAAUGGCCGGACAGUCAAGACAAUGAUUUGUUCUUCUUUCGCAUGGUGAAGUGUCCGCUGAGCAUGGAAACUCUCUGUUUUCGGGCGAAAAGUACCAUACCAAACGCUGGAUAUGGCCUGUUCUUGAAACCGCACAAGUUCGUCGAACGAGGAACUCAUCUUUGCUUGUAUGCUGAACAACCGCUCGCACCGGAAGAAUUGGCACAAUCUCAGAGCUCGAACAUGUACAUGCUGGAAACAAGUAAAGGCACGUACGAUGCUGAAGAUGCGACCGGCAAUAACCUUGGUAGAUAUGCGAACCAACCAAAUGUCCUCCCUGCUCUGCAACGCAUCAAAGAAAUGUCGACAAAACCUCGGCCGAGUAUGAAUGAAAACGACUGGAAAGCAAUCGAAGCUGAGAUAGAUGCCGCUUGCAAUGCCGAGUACAAAGUUGUCAGAAAACAGCUUGUCCUUGUCGCUAAGAUUGACCUGCAAGAAAGUGUCAACUCGGAAGAAAUCUUUACCAACUACGGAAGCAUGAGGAAUUAUUGGAUAGCGGCAGAGCGGGAGAAACCAGGUUGCUUUGGUGGUGAAAUAUCUAGCAUUGUCAGAUUUCUCCUUAACUCUCCCGAUUGUAACUGGACUGAUGCACAACGCUCUACCUUGGGAAGCAAAUGA
Messenger RNA from Paramuricea clavata, 1611 nucleotides. Lineage: Eukaryota; Metazoa; Cnidaria; Anthozoa; Malacalcyonacea; Plexauridae. The record is from the annotation of a GenBank genome assembly.